UCUUCCAACUGUAGCCUAAAAUUUCUAAAUAGGUAGAUAAUACGUAAACAAGGAUUUUAUUCUGUUUUGCGUAAAAGUGAUAACUUGGAACAAUGGGUGAUACGUGUCAAGCUUGCCUUACGAGAAUCCCUCAUGCGACUCUCAUAGCUACAAUAAUGUGUUGUCUGGGCGUGGGGGUAUUUUGUGGAACUAUGUAUCGAGGAUCGGCACUUUCUAUUUUGAUGUUCGAUGAAGUUUUUCACUUUCGUCUAAUAUGGAUCGAGGCAUUGCAGAUGAUAUUCAUCGUCGGUAGUGCUUGUAUGGCUGCAUUGGGUUUCAUGUUGUUAUGUUUAGGUUGCCUAACUACAGGUGCCACUCGACAAAAGGUUUAUCGGGCAUGGAGAGCUAGAGUCGGUGGAAGAAUAUCUUGCGCAAUAUUCAUGAUAAUCACGUACAUUCUCACAUUCACCUGGCUUAUUCUCCUCGGAUUUCUGGUUAUCACCACAUUCUUGUUUACGAUAUUUUGGAAGCUUUGUUCGAAGCCUAGAAACAUAGACUUAUCGACGUGCAUUGAUUUUACUCAAUUUGACUUUAUGUUUCCGUCUUCUGUAAGACAAGAAGAUAUGAAGAUUUGUGAAGCACACAAAGUGAAAUUAUUUUGUAAAGACUAUGUCGAAAAGGCUGAAUUUAUGUUUAUAUUGGCAAUGGUUUCUUGCAUUCUCGUUAUUUUAAGUUUAGUUCACUAUUUGAUGUGUCUGUCUGCUAACUAUGCACACAUCCGUGACCAUGAGAAAUUCCAAGAAUUGCAAGAGCUGCAAUACCUCACAAACCCUGACUUGCAUGCUUCUAAAGACAGAUUCUAGUAUAUGGCCCGCGCACCUUUAUUGCGCUCCCUCGAGGCCACUACUAAAAUGUGACAAAAUUAAGAAAGAUGUUAAGGAACUAUAUUGUGUUCACUGUUUAAAAUAUAGAAAGACUGAAAAUCAGUGGAAAUAAGUAUAAGUAUAGUACAUCUCUUGAUUAUAACAUAUCUUGACAUUUCAACCACUGAAAUUUUGCACUUUAGUGCACAUUUUUUAUAAGAUUGAUUUAUAAUUCAACAUUCCUUAGUUUUAAGAUUGUGAACAUUAUACAGUUGAUAAGUAGCCAUGCAUAUUUGCAAGUAUUAAUCUUCAGUAUUCAGUACUUGUUUUUCAAUGACAGCAAAGACAGAAUAUAAAUAAAUGUUAUUUAGUUUUCCAUUUUGCACAAAAUGUAGACUGUUUUUUUAUUCUGUAUUAGGGUUACAUGAUGAAAAGUUGUUAUAUCCCACUGAAAAAUAGCAAAUUGGAUAGUUUUAAUUAAAAGUAUUUGUAUGUAAUCAUAAUUAUUGUAUCUAGAUAUAAAUCAAAAUUCGUAAUUGAAUAAAACAAUUAUUGUGACAUUGCAACUUACAGUUCAAUUAUAAUAGUACAAUAGAUUUAAUAUAAGAUAAGACAAAAUAUUACUAAUAUGACUCUAAAUUGAUUAUUAUUGUAAAAGUCUAUCUCAAAAUUUCGCUUCCUGUCGACCAUACCGGCUCCCGGUAUGACGGGUAGGGAAAAUCGGAAAAAUGUCAUCGACACCAUAAAGGUUAGAAAUAUGCCAAAAAGUUUUUAAACUAAUUUCAUUACACUUAAUUCAAUUUAUAGUAAAUAUCUUAACACUUUAAAAAUACAACAUAUUGAUUGUAACUUGGACUGUGUACCAGGCCGUUAAAUAUUAGGUUAGAUAUAAAGCAUUUAAAAAUGCAUUUUAAAAUGUUUACAUUAUUUUUUUGUGAAGUUUUUGGUAUCUAUUUACAGCUAUAAGGCACGUCACAGGCUUAAUUUAUAUAAUACAGCUAAAUAUUAAUAAGAUAGUUAUAGCCACAAUAGUUAUAGGGUUAUUUAGCAUAGCUAAGAACAAUUUUGAAAUCUAUUUAUUCAUAACUUUUGUUAUAGUUUAUAUACCUACUCAAAUGUUUAAGACAAUAAUACAAACACUUAAUCAUAGUAUAAUAUCCCGACAUAAAAGGAUUUCUUCCAGUUUUGUAGCCUAGUUUGAGCACUCCAGUAUAUUAUCAUCUUAUAAGUGUACCAAUAAAAUGUUCAUUUUUAA
Messenger RNA from Colias croceus (clouded yellow), 2097 nucleotides. It is a transcript of the gene M6, whose product is annotated as neuronal membrane glycoprotein M6-a. The transcript has a single exon. Lineage: Eukaryota; Metazoa; Arthropoda; Insecta; Lepidoptera; Pieridae. The coding region runs from base 93 to 842 and encodes 249 amino acids. Gene Ontology annotation, cellular component: plasma membrane. Gene Ontology annotation, biological process: neuron projection development. The record is from RefSeq and is a predicted model, not a curated record.